This is a messenger RNA of Phaethon lepturus (White-tailed tropicbird), 1416 nucleotides long. RefSeq names its product exocyst complex component 4 (gene EXOC4). Gene Ontology annotation, cellular component: exocyst; growth cone membrane; synapse. The record is from RefSeq and is a predicted model, not a curated record. The transcript is spliced from 9 exons. NCBI's taxonomy places the organism in Eukaryota, Metazoa, Chordata, Aves, Phaethontiformes, Phaethontidae. The annotation marks the transcript as partial. Gene Ontology annotation, biological process: Golgi to plasma membrane transport; exocytosis; chemical synaptic transmission.
UGUACUUUUGGCAGAAUUUCAAAAUAUCCCUAUUUUUGUAAUCUUUCUGUCCUUAGGACUUUGUCUACCAGUGACGAUGUUGAGGACAGAGAGACUGAGAAAGGCCGCCUGGAAGAAGCUUAUGAGAAAUGUGACCGGGAUUUGGACGAACUCAUUGUCCAGCACUACACGGAGCUCACCACUGCGAUCCGCACAUACCAGAGCAUCACAGAGCGCAUAACCAACUCGCGCAACAAGAUCAAACAGGUGAAGGAGAAUCUGCUAUCUUGCAAGAUGCUGCUGCAUUGCAAGCGGGACGAGUUGCGCAAGCUGUGGAUUGAAGGCAUUGAGCACAAACAUGUCCUGAAUCUGCUGGAUGAGAUAGAGAACAUCAAGCAAGUGCCUCAGAAGCUGGAACAGUGCAUGGCCAGCAAGCACUACCUCAAUGCAACAGACAUGCUGGUGUCAGCGGUGGACUCCUUGGAGGGUCCCCUUCUUCAGGUGGAGGGAUUGAGUGAUCUGAGACUGGAGCUCCACAGUAAGAAGAUGAACAUGCACUUAGUUCUGAUAGAUGAAUUACACCGUCAUCUGUACAUCAAAUCUACUAACAGAGUAGGACAACGCAACAAGGAGAAAGGGAGAAUAAGUUCACUUGUGAAAGAUGCCUCUCCUGUACCUCUUAUGGAUGUUACCAACUUAUCUACACCUCGAAAGUUCCUUGAAACUUCCCAGUUCGGCACUCCUGGAAGCUCCAGCAUGCGAGAAACAAACCUUCUGGAAAUUAGAGAAGAUACGGAACUGGAUCCAGAGGAGAACAGCACUGUCUUCAUGGGCAUACUCAUCAAAGGGCUAGCCAAGCUGAAAAAAAUCCCUGAAACAGUGAAAGCCAUCCAGGAUCGCUUAGAGCAAGAACUCAAGCAGAUCGUUAAGCGGUCCACAACUCAGGUGGCGGACAAUGGUUACCAGCGAGGGGACAAUCUUUCCCAGGAAAAUCAGCCUAGGUUACUGCUGGAGCUGCUAGAGCUUCUUUUUGACAAAUUCAACGCGGUGGCUGCUGCGCACUCUGUUGUCCUUGGACACCUUCAGCAAACAGUGGCCUCGCCUUGCAGCCAGUACGAUGGUGAUAUCAAGCUCUAUGACAUGGUUGAUGUGUGGGUGAAGAUUCAAGAUGUCUUGCAGAUGCUGCUGACAGAGUAUCUGGAUAUGAAGAACACCCGCGCUGCCUCGGAGCCAUCCACCCAGCUUAGCUACGCCAGCUCUGGGAGAGAAUUUGCAGCGUUUUUUGCAAAGAAGAAACCGCAAAGACCUAAAAAUUCUUUGUUCAAGUUUGAGUCCUCCUCCCAUGCUAUUAGCAUGAGUGCCUAUUUGCGUGAGCAGAGAAGGGAACUGUACAGCAGAAGUGGAGAACUUCAAGGUGAGGAGAGAGAUAAUGUGCUA